This is a messenger RNA of Vitis riparia (riverbank grape), 2415 nucleotides long. RefSeq names its product pentatricopeptide repeat-containing protein At3g49240, mitochondrial. Gene Ontology annotation, cellular component: chloroplast. Lineage: Eukaryota; Viridiplantae; Streptophyta; Magnoliopsida; Vitales; Vitaceae. The record is from RefSeq and is a predicted model, not a curated record. The transcript has a single exon. Bases 165 to 2135 code for a protein of 656 amino acids. Gene Ontology annotation, molecular function: protein binding.
CUUAAACCCAGAAGCACUGAGCUCUGCCCACUUCCUCUUCCAAACCCAUAAACCCUCCUAAAACCUCAAUCUCAGCUACACCUGUCUCUCCCUCGUGUCCAACUCAUAAACCACGUUAAAACCCAAAUUUCAAACCCCAUCUUCAAAACCCUGAUCCAAUCACCAUGGCUCUCUCCAAAGCCAGCUUCUUCACGCAGCUCAAAACCCUAACCAAACCGCAUCUCCACCACCCACCACCACCGCCGUUGCUCUCCCUCCGCCACCUGUCCUUCGCCACCCCAGAAGAGGCUGCUGCUGAGCGGCGCCGCAGGAAACGCCGCCUCCGCAUCGAACCACCGCUAUCCUCACUCCGCCACCAACAAGCCCAACAAGCCCAACCCCGCCAAAACCCUAACCCUAAUCAUAACCCUAACGCCCCCAAGCUCCCAGAACCGGUCUCCGCUCUCUCCGGAAACCGCCUCAACCUCCACAACCGUAUCCUCGGUCUCAUUCGCGUCAACGAUCUGGAUGAAGCUGCCCUCCUCACUCGCCACUCCAUUUACUCCAAUUGCCGCCCCACCAUUUUCACCGUCAACUCUGUCCUUGCGGCCCUCCUCCGCCAGUCCCGCUAUUCCGACCUCCUCUCCCUCCACCGCUUCAUCACCCAGGCUGGGGUUGCCGCAAAUGUUGUCACCCAUAACCUUCUCAUUAACGCCUAUCUCGAUUGCCGCAAAACCGACACCGCCCUAGAACACUACAAACAAUUGAUCAACGACGCCCCAUUCAAUCCCUCGCCCACCACCUACCGAAUCCUAAUCAAAGGGCUUGUUGACAAUGGCAAGGUUGAGCGGGCUCUGGAGCUCAAGGAGGAAAUGUUGGGCAAGGGUUUUGCAGCGGACCCGGUUGUGUACAGUUAUUUGAUGUUGGGCCAUGUGAGGAACUUGAAUGCGGAUGGGGUUUUUGAAUUAUAUGAAGAAUUGAAGGAGAAGUUGGGCGAUGUGGAUGAUGGGGUAGUGGUUGGGAGCUUGAUGAAGGGGUAUUUCUUGAGGGGCAUGGAGAAGGAGGCGAUGCAGUGUUAUGCAGAGGCAGUUGGAGAGGGUUCUAAGAUUAGAAUGAGUGCAGUUGCUUUCAAUUCGGUGUUGGAUGCGUUGAGUAAGAAUGGGAAGUUUGAUGAAGCAAUGUUGCUGUUUGAAAGGAUGAUGGCAGAGCAUAACCCUCCAAGGCGGCUGUCCGUGAAUCUUGGGAGUUUUAAUGUGAUGGUGGAUGGCUUUUGCACAGCAGGGAGGUUUAAGGAUGCUAUUGAGGUCUUCAGGAAGAUGGGUGAGAAGAGGUGUAGCCCAGACACGUUAUCAUACAAUAAUUUGAUUGAACAAUUAUGUAACAAUGGGAUGUUGGCAGAGGCCGAGGAACUUUAUGGAGAAAUGGCAAAUAAAGGAGUGAACCCAGAUGAGUUUACUUAUGUGUUGUUGAUGGAUACUUGCUUUAAGGAGAAUAGCACAGAUGAUGCAGCUGGGUAUUUUAGAAAAAUGGUUGAAACUGGGUUGAGACCAAACCUGGCAGUUUAUAGUAAGUUGGUUGAUGGGUUGGUUAAAGUGGGCAAAAUUGAUGAGGCAAAGUCUUUUUAUGAUUUGAUGGUGAAAAAGCUUAAGAUGGAUGAAGCAAGCUAUAAGUUUAUGAUGAAGGCAUUGUUUGAGGUUGGGAAGCAUGAUGAUGUACUUAAAAUGAUUGGAGAUAUGCUGGAUGAUGAUGCUUCUGAGUUUACUACAGAUUUGCAAGAAUUUGUUAAGGAAGAAUUGAGGAAGGAAGGUAGGGAGGAGGAUGUGGUGAAGCUUAUGGAGGAUAAGGAAAGGGAGAAGGCUGAAGCUCAAGCUAAGGAGGCUGCAGCUACAGAGGCAGCCAAGGCCAGUGCCAAGGCUGCUGUUUCUUCUUUAUUGCCAUCUAAAUUAUUUGGGUCUAAAGACACCGAGAAUGAGCCUGAUGUUGUCAUUGGAAAUACAGUUGAGGCUAUUUCUGUGAAUGAAGAAGUGGAGGAUGUGGAACAAGAAAGCAUUGGUGAUUCUCCUGCAGAGUCUGGUUCAGAAGAAGCAACUAAAGCCCAUAAUUCAGCUGAUUUAGAUGUUAAGAGCGAUGACAGGGCUGAGCAGGUAACAGCUUAAAUGCACAAUUCUUUGGUGGUAGACUUGUGGGAAAAGGGUAAAAAAUAGUUUGAAGUAUGAGCCUCUAAUGUCUUUUGUUGUGUAAUUAAAGAAUGUUGGAAAUCUUGAUGAUUUCUUCUUCUUUAGUUCAUCUUCUAGGUAAUAGCGGUUUAUCCAUUGAAUCUUCUUUUGGAACCAGCAAGUUCCUAUUGUACCGGAGUAUGUGAACUCCCACCAUAAAAGCAAGUAUUGGAGUUCUAAUAUUAUGUUUUUCUUCCUUUUUUUUUUUUUUUAAUUGUUA